Molecule: messenger RNA, 5994 nt
Organism: Eublepharis macularius
Lineage: Eukaryota; Metazoa; Chordata; Lepidosauria; Squamata; Eublepharidae
Product: cytochrome P450 4A25-like
Exons: 12
Coding region: 38-1579 (513 amino acids)
Molecular function (GO): heme binding; oxidoreductase activity, acting on paired donors, with incorporation or reduction of molecular oxygen; iron ion binding
Source: RefSeq, a predicted model, not a curated record
UGUUCUUCAGCACUUCAGAGGAGCUGGCAUCAUCAUCAUGGCAUUCAAGGCAGAAAGUGCAGCAAGCCUUCCUUACCGUCUCUUGCUCUUGUGUAUUGCGUUUUGUCUUGUUUCUGUGCUGAUGAAAGCCAUUCAGUUGUAUUACAAGAGGCAAACACAGCUUAAGACUGUUGAGAAUUUCCCAGGUCCUCCUAGCCACUGGCUGUAUGGUAACAUCCACCAGAUCACUAGCCGCAGAGAUGAAAUGAACAUAAUGCUGGAUUGGGCAGAGAAAUUCCCAUAUGCUUAUCCCCGAUGGUUUGGGGGAUUUAUGUGUGUCUUAAUGAUCAAUCAUCCUGAUUAUGUCAAAACUGUGUUUGGCAGAGGAGAUCCCAAGUCUCUAAUCACCUAUAAGAGCUUGAUUCCUUGGAUCGGGAGAGGAUUGCUUGUGUUAAAUGGACCUAAAUGGCACCAGCACAGGCGGAUGCUAACACCAGCCUUCCACUAUGACAUUCUGAAGCCUUAUGUAGCAAAGAUUGCAGAUUCAACUAAAGUGAUGCUGGAUAAAUGGGAGAAACUGAUAGCAAAGGAUCCUACAAAAUCCCUGGAAAUGUUUGACCAUAUUAGUUUAAUGAGCCUGGACAGCAUAAUGAAAUGUGCAUUCAAUUAUAAGAGCAACUGCCAGACUGACAGAGAUCUAGAUUAUUAUGUCAAAGCUGUAUCAGAUCUGACUUACUUAGUGUUUAAGAGAGUCACCUCAGGAGUGCUUCAAAAUGAUCUCCUCUAUCUAUGCACUCCAUCUGGGCGUCACUUUAAGGAAACCUGCAAAUUGGCACAUCGCCAUACAGAAAAAGUAAUUGAAGAGCGGAAGAAAUCCCUCCAGAAUGAAAGAGAGCUCAAAAACAUCCAGAAGAAGCGACACUUGGAUUUUUUGGACAUUCUUCUUUGUGCCAAGGAUGAAAAUGGAGUUGGUUUGUCUGACGAAGACCUGCGUGCUGAGGUAGACACCUUCAUGUUUGAGGGCCAUGAUACCACAGCCAGUGGUAUUUCCUGGCUCCUACAUUGCAUGGCUCAGCAUCCAGAACACCAACAGAGAUGCAGGGAAGAGAUUGAGGAAAUUCUGGGUGAUCGGGAGGACAUUCAAUGGGAUGAUCUUAGUAAAAUGACAUAUGUCACAAUGUGCAUUAAGGAGAGUCUACGCCUGUAUCCUCCAGUUCCGGGAGUAUUCCGACAGCUGAGUAAACCUGUCACUUUUUUAGAUGGACGUACUUUGCCUAAAGGCUUUGUGGUUGCAGUUAGCAUUCACAGUAUUCACAAAAAUCCAAGUAUAUGGCAAGACCCCGAGGUUUUUGAUCCUACAAGGUUUUCUGCAGAGAACUCAUCCCAAAGACAUUCUCAUGCUUUCAUUCCUUUUGCAGCUGGAGCAAGGAAUUGCAUUGGGCAGCAGUUUGCUAUGAAUGAGAUGAAAAUAGCUCUUGCUCUGACACUGCUUCGCUUUGAAAUCUUGCCUGAUCCAGCAAAUCUGCCCAUUCCUGUCCCUCAGAUUGUCCUCAAAUCUGAAAAUGGGAUACACCUCUUCUUAAAGAAGCACCACCGAUAAACAGACAAUCUCAUAAGGAAAAGGUCUUGUCAAAGUUGGGUACAAAACCAUGACUGUGUAAAUGGAAUAACCAUCCCUUAAGAGAACUCUUGGGGUUUUUGUCUUUUCUCCCCUGCUGCUGAUAGUCCUGCAUACUGAAUUUGUUUAAAGUGACAACCCAGCUACAAAUGAUUUUUUUUUUAAUCACUGACAGGGUAAUUCUAAUAAUUACUGGCAUGGAAGUUACCAGUUUGCUCAGAAAAGUUCAAAGCCUUCCUUCAACAUGUGAAUAUACUGUCAAAGAAAGAGCCACAUAUGCUAUAGGAGGGUUGCUGAGGCUGGAGGAAGGCUUUAUAAUUUAAUAGAUUACACGUCACUGUAUUCAUGCCAUGAUUUCUCUUUUGAUCCUCAUAGCUGUCUGGUCACCAGAAUCACAGAUUAUUACACCUUCAUUUAAACUGACUUGGAAAAAGUAGCAGUGGUAUGCCAUGUGACAUCCUGCACUCAUGACAAAUACAUCAACUUUAACAUGUGCUUUGUUGUAGUAGCUCCCUAAGCAAUGGACUCCCUGAGGAACUGAGUGAGGUGCCACAUCUAGAAGUUUUUAGGAGGCAUUGCAAGACUAUUCAAUUUUAAGGCUUUUAAUGGGCUUUUAGCUGAAGAUGUUUGGGGACAGUUACUUGGGGUUUUAUUGUACUUUGUAUAUUUUAAAGAUGGAUUUGUAUGCUAUCUUACAGUAGCCACAAAGGAAAGACAGAGUAUGUAUAAAUAAAUAUACCUAAUAGGUCCUUUUCAGGUGUUACAACCAUUGGUAUCAUAUGCCCGCAACAAUGUGCAGCACAGUAGAAAAGACAUGGGAAGUUUCUUUGUUCCUUCCCCACAUAAAACAUUUUGCACCAUUUUUGCUCAUAUAAUUUUUCAUCUCUUUUAGACAAAUCUGCUAAUUUGUGUGGGUUAGUGUUUGUGUGUGAAAGAGAGAAUAUGUGAGGGGAGAUAACAGAGAACAGAACAGAAAGAUUAGUCUCUGAAACUCUGGAUGUACUUAAGUGGUAUGUCUUUCCUUUGGGACGAAAGGAGGAACAAGAAUAGUUAUAAACAUCUCUGCCAUUAUCCCCACCUCCUCUACCCUUCUUCCAGAAUGUGCAAACAAAGCAUUUGUCCAGUCCUGAAAUCUGGUUAAUGUAAAAAAAAAAGAAAAAGAAAGAACCUUCAUCCAAGCCAGUAAUCUAGCAAUCUGAAUUGUGGGAAUAUAUAUGUAUGUCAACUUGUGGCAACCCAAGCAAGGGGCUGUCAAGGCAAGUGAGAAGCAAAGGCAGUUUGCCAGUGCCCUCUAAUGCAUAGUCUUCCUUGGUGGUCGUCUAUCCAAAUACUGACCCUGCUUAGCUACUGAGAUCUGACGAAAUUGGGUUAUACCAUGCCACCUUCCCUCAUGAAUGAUGGGAAUGCUGUGCACAAAGUAUCUCUCAAAUAUCAAUUAAUAGUGCUUCCAGGUGGCAUAUCAAAAAAUAUCAGACACCUUCACACUUGUGAACUCCUGGGCCCAGCACAAUAAUGCCAUUGCUGGCUACUCCCCCAGCUAGGGUUGCCAGGUCCAGGUCAGGAAAUUCCAGGAGAUUUUGGAGGUGUAGACUGGAGAGGGUAUGGUUUGGGGAGCGGGGGGGGGGCUCAGUGGGGUAUAAUGCCAUAGAGUUCACCAUUCAGAGCAGCCAUUUUCUCCAGGGUAAUUGGUCUCUGUUGCCUGGAGAUCAGCUGUAAUUCCAGGAGAUCUCCAAUUACCAUCUGGAGGCUGGCAAUCCUACCCCCAUCCCUCAGGAGGCCAGGCAGGACCCUCCCCCCUGCAAAACACCAGACAUUUAUAUGUCCAGUAUUUUAACCCUAUUUCCCCCAAGCAGUCCAAGAAAAAACUAAACUGUCUGGGUGAAAACUGAAUACCUGGCAAGCCUACCAAUUAAUAGAAGAUCCCAGGUUUAACACCCAGUGUAAUGUUUUGCAUGUAAAGAUGUUUGAGUAUUAUAUUUAUGCUUCUUAAGGUGGGUUUUUAAAUAUUUGUUACCAUGGGUUUAAAUGCAGGCCUCUGAGGAAAGAAGGAGGGGAGUCCGGAUGGUUGAAUGGAGUCUGCUUUGAUUGGCUGGUGCUGUAUCCUAGGUAGACAUGGGCACGAACAGCAUUACGAACGGAAAAAACCUACAAACAGGCCGCUCAGCUGCUCGCGAAUGGGCUGUUCGUGAUGCGCCAUUCCAGCCGAACAGGCGGUCUGCGCAAGCCUCGUUCAUCGCACUCGGCUGCCGUUUGGGAAGCUACAAACUCAGGCACCUUCAAUCAAUUGCCUCGGCAAUGGAGGGGGGGAGUACCUGAACUCUGUCUGCCCUCCCUCUGUUGCCCCAGACACCCCAAUCAAAACCCAACUUAGCUUAAUGGGCAGGUCUUCCUUCCAAGUGUGGAGCUGCAAAUCAGUUAUAAUUGGUAACAUGGGAGCAGACACCGGGGGGGGGGGAGGGAGGGAGGAGGGAGGUGUUCUGUGGCCAUGGGAACUCCAAUAUCAUCCCUGCAAACCCUGUUAGGCAGCUCUGACUGCCAACCACAGGCCUCCUGCGUUUCUCAAUCAGUCCUCAGCUUAUAAAAGGGCACUGCACUCCCAGUUCUGGUUUCACUUUCAGCAAGCAGUGGAGUGGGACAGAGCUCUUAAUAGCCUUUUGGGAGAGGGAGAGGGAGAGGGAGAGGGAGAGUGCAUUGGAGCUGGGCUUUUUUCUGUGUGUGGUGGGUGGGAUAGGGAGCUAUCCCCUCUGGUUCCAGGGCUGCUGCCAGGCCCCGUGGCCAAGCUCAGUGGGCACCUCAGCUGAGGGCUGACCCUGAUUAUUAGUGCCUGAUUUGGUCAGGUCUCUGGGAGUGUUGGGUAGGGCUCUACCCCCUCCCUCUGAGAAUGUAUAACUCCGAGAUCUAUACUGCAAUCUUGACCAAACUUGGGUGGUGGCUGGAGAAGAGUCUGCUGCACAUUCCCUGUGAAUAUGGGCUCUCUAAGUGCUAAGGGGGCCACUCUGGUGCUGAUGAACACUGAACACCAAACACAUUAGGUAACGGGACAUGUUCGGGUCUGGUUGGAUGUUCAUGUUCAUUGUCGGGAACGAACAGCCUGUUUGGGGAUUUCCCCCCGUUUGUGCCCAUGUCUAAUCCUAGGGGGUAGAGUGAACUGCAGUUUUUUAGUCAGUGUUGAGGAAAAAGUUUUCAGUCAAUCACUAAAGAUCUCAGAGAGAGAUUAUGCUGACUAAGUUAGGCAAACUGUGUGGAAACCUGAAAGGGGUUUUAUCCUCGCUAAGUCAGACAAACUACGAGUACAUGUGUCAGUCUGUGUAUAUCUGAAAGAGCUUAUUCUAGCUAGGUCAGGCAAGCUGUGUGGAAAGGCCUGUGUCUGUGAAUGAAAUGAGAUUUUCUUCUGUUAGUGAAUAUCUGUGUAGAAUAUAAGUCAUUGUUACUGGGUUACUGUGAAUAUAUAACCACCAAGCUAAAGAUCUAUUCCUAAACCAAUAUGCUUAUCAAAACUCUGUAACCAUCAUGCUUAAGUACAUAGAAAUAAAUUCUACUUUUGGUUUUUUUUUAAAGAUUCCUUUUUAAUCUCACAAUCAGCCCCAUGUGCUGACCAUUCUGUCAAAUGACCAUCUCUAGCAAGCCUUCCUAUAUUACCGGUUAAACCUAUAUUAAACCUAUAUUACCAGUUAAACCUGCCGAUUCGCUGCUGAGAGAGCAAAUUGGGAAAUCUGAUAAAUGUAAACUUAUCUUCUUAUUGGCUACUUGGAACCAAAAGGUGAUCGAAACUGUAGCUAACUUUUUGUAUCUUGCAUCUAUGAGGCGAGUCAUGUACUUGUAGACUGAGUUUUGAUUGUGCCGAGUGUUUUUGUUAUUAAUAUGGAUGUAAUGCUAAUAAAGGUUGCUGCUGUUGUGGCAGAGUUAGUUAGAAUAGUUUCAGAUUGGUAGCCAUAUUGAUCUGCAGGAAAAUAGCAAGAUUUGAGUCCAGUAGCACCUUGAAGACCAACAUGUGAGGGCAAAUAGGACCCCACAUAGCCAUAGCACCUUGACAAAAUGGUGCAAGAGGGAAGGCUGAAACCCUCAUUCCCCCUCCCCCAUACUGGAGAGCUGAAUCCAGCCCUGUAGAGCUUGUGAACGUUAGUUCCCUGAUGUUAUGUGUGAAACGACUCAGGUUGGGGGACCCUUAUUCUGAUUCACGUCACAUGUCAGCUAACAUGUCAGCUCUCCCUACAUGAUAUAUAAAGAGAGAGUGAGAUAAUCUGUAAAAAGUGGUUCACCUAUAAUCCUUCUUCUCAGAUCUUUUGUUAAUUUAACUUUUGUAUCUGUAUAUUCUUUCAGGAAACAAGGGGGAAAAGUCUGAAAUGGUAUAUUGGUUAGGAUUUGAAACAGUGUUGGGAAAGGUGAUGUGGAACAUA